This is a messenger RNA of Diversispora eburnea, 741 nucleotides long. The record is from the annotation of a GenBank genome assembly. NCBI's taxonomy places the organism in Eukaryota, Fungi, Glomeromycota, Glomeromycetes, Diversisporales, Diversisporaceae.
AUGGGAAUUAAAUUCUCUAAAACAUUGAAAAAAAGUAAACCCUUACCUUCAAUAAAUAUUCAAGAAAAUCCUGAUUUUAAAUAUAUUAAUGGUAGAAGAUAUCAUAAUGUUGAAAAUGUGAAAUAUCCUCUUCCAAAUGAUGAUGAAGAAUUGGAUAGGUUACAUCAACAACAUUUUCUACUUCGAUACGUUUGGCAGAGAAAUUUCGCAGCGCCCGUCAAACAUGUUUUGAAUCAAAAUGGCUCAAAAGUUCUUGAUGUUGGAUUCUUGUGUGCAGCAAUUCCUAAAGAAAGUUGGCCUGAUGUUAUCAAAGAAUUGACUAGAGUUUUGAAACCGGGAGGAUAUCUGGAGUUAGUGGAAAUUAAUAUUAUACCUCUUCAAAUGGGUCCCGUUACAAGCCAAUUGUUCAAUGCAGUUGAUAAAAUGUUCCAACUAAAAGGUUUCGAUACACAAAUAGUUUGCAAAUUGCAACCAUAUUUUGAACAACAAGAAAAUCUUGAAAAAAUUUCAGAAGAAAAGAAUCGGUUACCAUAUGGUCCCGAAACUGGCAAACUAGGUCAAGCGGCUGUAGAAAAUUGCAGGCUUACAUUUUCUCAUGCAAAGCCUUUUUUGCAGGAAGUUUUGAAGAUAAGUUCAGAGGAAUUUGAUAAUAAUCUGGAUAUUUCAAUUAAAGAAUUCCGUAAGUUUGAUACUUAUCACGACACUUGUUCCGUUUAUGCAAGAAAAGAAGGAAAUUAUUGA